Molecule: messenger RNA, 1035 nt
Organism: Leptopilina heterotoma
Lineage: Eukaryota; Metazoa; Arthropoda; Insecta; Hymenoptera; Figitidae
Exons: 4
Coding region: 1-1035 (344 amino acids)
Source: RefSeq, a predicted model, not a curated record
AUGCCAAAAGCAAAUCAGUCAACAACGAAUCUUGAAGAGAUUAACACCUCAGAACCUGAAAUUGCUGAAAAAUCUCGGUCUAAAGAUUGGGAAAUUUUAAAUAUUGAUUCACCAAUUAUUUUUGAUGAAUCUAUUGCUCAUUAUGAGGUGCAUGCGCAACAACCAUAUACCUCAUCAACAUUCAACAAUAGCGAUGAAAUUCGCAUUACUGUACAAAACCAGGAUCAUUGCUUACUUCCAAGCAAAAGCUCGAUUCACAUAACAGGAAAGCUUGUGAAACCUGAUGGAACAGCUCUUGAGCGUACAAAUUUAAUUUCUAAUGGAAUAUGCCAUUUAUUUGAGGAAGCGAAAUAUGAACUUAAUGGUGUAGAAAUAGAUAAGAAUAAGAAUGUAGGUCUUACAAAAGAUUAUCAAAAAGUAAUUAUUAACGCUAAACAUGAGCUUAUUUUAAUUAGAUCAAGAACUGAUAAUAAUGCAGUUUUGCAAGUAGCGCCUUUAGAAGAUUUUCGAACUUGGGAAUUGUAUGAAUAUCCAUUGUUACCAAUUACUCCUAAGCAUAUUUGGAGUGUAAAAACUUCGACACAAUUAGAGAAACCAAGAUUUAUUGUUUUAGGUUUUCAAAGGAAUAGAAAAAAUAAUACUGUUCGCAAUUCUAGCCAUUUUGACCAUUGUAAUUUAUCUGAUGUAAAAUUGUUUUUAAAUUCACAAUGUUAUCCCUAUGGUAAUAUGAAUCUUAAUAUUGGUAGAAAUCAGUACUCAACUUUGUAUGAAAUGUUUACUAACUUUCAAACUUCAUAUUAUGGUAAAGAAUCACAACCUAUUUUAACUAAAAAAGAAUUUUUAGAAUACGCUCCUUUAGUUGUCGUGGAUUGUUCAAAACAAAAUGAGUCAUUAAAAAGUGGACCAGUGGAUAUUCGUUUGGAAUUUGAAUCGCAAGAUAAUUUUCCAGCAAAUACUUCAGCCUACUGUUUAAUUUUGCACGAUAGAAUUAUUGAGUAUAAACCAAUAAGUGGAAUUGUAAAAAAAAUUGUCUAA